Molecule: messenger RNA, 5304 nt
Organism: Engraulis encrasicolus (European anchovy)
Lineage: Eukaryota; Metazoa; Chordata; Actinopteri; Clupeiformes; Engraulidae
Gene: aak1b
Product: AP2 associated kinase 1b
Exons: 22
Coding region: 1393-5178 (1261 amino acids)
Biological process (GO): protein phosphorylation
Molecular function (GO): protein kinase activity; ATP binding
Source: RefSeq, a predicted model, not a curated record
UAGGAAUUUCCUGUUACCAGAUAUCUUCUCAUCAUCAUCAGAAAUCUGUAACGGUUUUCAAUGGAAAUGGCCUUGACAGUGCGUUGAAAUUACAUGGCAAAGGAACUCUCGGGUGGCAUCGAAUUUGAUGCUCCGAAGAAGAGUCAGGACUGGUAGAAUUUUUGCAGGACGGUCCUGACUGCUUGGAUCGUUGACAUGUCAUUGCUUGUCAGUGAUUUGGAUAAAUGCUAACAUUAGCAAACAUUAGCUUAUCAAGCUGCAAUUUCGGCUACUUCAUAUAGGAUAGCUAGCCUGCCAGCUAACCUAUGCCAUUUUUACGUAUGUAACGACUGCAUGGAUGUGACCCCUUGCAACAGCACCGUAAGUCAUAUACGUAAGGUCGGCAGACCUUAUGUAUUAUUAUGGUCAACCAACCCCUGUUCAGUUAUAACGUGGCAUAGCUCGCCAGUCGUGUAACUAGCGCACAUAUCGUUAACAUUGCAGUAGGUGGUUUUGCGUCUGUGGUUGUAACAGCCUUAGCAAAUAAUAUUGCUAGCGGCACUGCUGUCAAGCUGAUUUACGUUAUUCUUUAAUUUAUCACAUGCUUAUUGGCAAUAACGGGCAACGUUUCUGGUGUAUUGCUUAUUUUCAGACAGCAACACACUCCUUCUGGCGUUUAAAACCAACAUAACGGGGUUGUGCGCCAGCGCUUAGAAUCUGUUGUGGUGCCUCCUCUCGCUGAAUCUGUGCGCAACCUUCCUCCCAGCUACCCAACACCAAAUGCUAGUGGUUGUGUGAGAUGUUCGUUUGUAAUUCUCUGUAGCUGAUAAGCUACUGCUUGAUUGCUUUGCAUAAGUAAUAUAAACAUACCGCACUACUCUAAGUCACAAUAACCAAUUGACAUGUUGGCAUGAUUAGGUCAUAUAUCACACCCCCUCGAGUCACGUACCGUUAGCUUUUCUCGAGUAGGCUAGAACACAAAUCCAGUGGGCACUGGGUGUGCAAGCUGUAUGCCACUGAAUUUAAUGCAACGUUUCAGCCAUCAUCACGUAAUUUCUGACUAGCUGUCAGUGUUGUCAUUUUUCAGAAUAACUCAGCUAUCUGCAUGUGAAUGUGCAUUGGCUAACUUCCCAGAUUUGAGUCGACGCUCAGCUUGCUUCAGCAAGCAAAAAAUCCCAUGGCAAAAUACAAGUGACUUCAUAUUUCCCUUGUUUUAGCACUAACAGAAAUCUGCCAGAUUAUAAUAUCCUAUCCUUUAGUUAAGGUAGCUGUCUUGUAGCCUAUGUUAUAAACGAAGGUUCAUGAACUGCCAAGACCUGCGCACAUAUCAGUAAUCAAAUCCACACUGGUCGCCCGCCUAUUACAUUUUGUUUGAGGCAAGCACUCGUCCAGAACUAAUAGCUAGAACUAAACAUGAAGAAGUUCUUUGAGACUCGUCGAGAGCUGGUCAGCUCUGGGCCUGGUUCUGGAGGGGGCGGCGGUGGAUCAAGCAGCGCUGGUGGCAACUUCAUCGGACGCGUCUUCACCAUUGGACGUCAUCAAGUCACCGUUGACGAAACUAUUGCCGAAGGUGGCUUUGCCAUCGUGUUCCUGGUGCGAACUCACCAGGGGGUGCGCUGCGCCCUGAAGAGGAUGUAUGUCAACAACGAGCACGACCUGCAGGUCUGCAAGCGGGAGAUCCAGAUUAUGAGGGACCUGGUGGGCCACAAGAACAUCGUGGGCUUCCUGGACUCGAACAUCACGGCGACGGGAGGAGGCGACGUCUGGGAGGUCCUCAUCCUCAUGGACUACUGUCGAGGAGGCCAAGUGGUGAACCUGAUGAACCAGCGUCUGCAGACGGGCUUCACGGAGCAGGAGGUGCUGCAGAUCUUCUGUGACACCUGCGAAGCGCUGGCCAACUUGCACCAGGCCAAGAUCCCCAUCAUACACCGAGACCUCAAGGUGGAGAACAUCCUGCUGCAUGACAAAGGCCACUACGUGCUGUGUGACUUCGGCAGCGCCACCAACAAGUUCCAGAAUCCACAAGCUGAGGGGGUCACCGUGGUGGAAGACGAAAUAAAAAAGUACACAACCCUCUCCUACCGCGCACCAGAGAUGGUGAACCUGUACAAUGGCAAGAUUAUCACCACCAAAGCUGAUAUCUGGGCCAUGGGCUGUUUGCUGUACAAGCUGUGCUUCUUCACCCUGCCCUUCGGCGAGAGCCAAGUGGCCAUAUGUGACGGCAGCUUCACCAUCCCAGACAACUCGCGCUACUCUCAGCCCAUGCACUGUCUCAUCCGUUACAUGCUGGAACCGGACCCUGAAAAGCGUCCGGACAUCUAUCAGGUGUCCUAUUUUGCUUUCAAGAUGGCCCGCCGUGACUGUCCUGUUCAGAACACCAAGAACUUGCCAAUCCCCUCCAAACUCCCGGAGCCCAUUCGCGCCAGUGAAGCAGCUGCCAAGAAGAGCCAGAGCCAGAGCCAGAAUAAGGCCAGACUGACAGACCCCAUCCCCACCACGGAGACCUCCAUCACCCCUCGGCAGCGUCCCAAGGCGGUGCAGUCCCAGGCCCAGCCCAUAGGUGGCAUGCUCCCCAUCCAGCCUGCCGCCCUCACCCCGCGCAAGAGAGCCAACAUCCCAGCAGCGGCCGCUCCCCAGCCCAUAGGUGUGAAUCUUGCUCAGCCAGCUGCAGCACUGCAACCACAGAAGGCCCAGCCCUCCCCUCCCGCCGCCCCCGAGGCCAAACAGUCAGCAACAGCAGCGCCUCAGGCCCCGUCCGCUGCUGCUGCUGCAAGCCCCGCCCCUCCGAAAGCAGCGGACCAACCGCCGUCCAGCCCUGCAACACCCAUGGCCCCGGUGCGUGGGGCUCGGCGUAAACCACCCACGGCCCCCACUACUGCUACUCCACCCACAGCUGCCCAGCAGCCAAUCGCAGCAGCUCCGGCUACCACAGGACAACAGCAGCAGCCAGUAGCAUCCCAGCAGCUGGCCAAUCCCCAAGCAGCAGCCGCACAAGCUCUGGCCAAUCAAGAAGAGGCUGGAGACACGGCUGCUGGGGUGGGCCAGUCCCAGACGCCCCCCUCCUCUCCACACUCGGCCCAGCGCGGGGGCCACCGGCGUAUCCUCAGCGACGUUACCCACAGUGCCGUGUUCGGGGUGCCCACCAGCACCUCAAACCAGCAGCUGCAGGCGGCCGCCGCAGAGGCCGGCCUCAACAAGUCCAAGUCGGCGAGCACCACGCCGUCCAACUCUCCCCAGUCGUCUCAGCAGAGUGUCUACCAGCCUAGCCAAGCAGGAAGCACCCCGUCCAGCGUGCCUGCCGCAGCCGCAGCCCAACCGGCCUGGAACCCGUUUGGGGAUGACAAUUUCUCCAAGCUCACCGCCGAACAGCUGCUCAACAAGGACUUCAGCAACCUGGCGGAUGAGAAGCCCCCUGAUGCGGUGAGUGACGGCUGCACUGGGGACCUGCUGCCGGGCAUCUCGGCGCUCUCUGCUGAGACCAGCUCCAGCUCCAGCUCCGCGGCACCCGCAGAGAGACCUACUGAUAUCCUGGGUCUGGAUGUCUCUGCUUCCCUCCUGAGUGUCCCUGUGCAAGAGAAGCUUAUUGAGGGGCUCAAGUCCCCGGACACAUCAUCCCUGCUGCUCCCCGACCUGUUGUCCUUGAACGACCCCUUCGGCAGCUCGCUGGAGCCCCCUGCUGAUGCCGCAGCAGCAGUGGAUCCUGAGGUGUGUGACUCUCUCCUCCCAGGUCUGGUCCCUCAGGGCUCGCAGCAGGUGGACACCGAUUCUCUGAUUGGUGAGAACUCACUGUUGGGCAGUGCCCUUCCCACUGACUCCGCCUCCUGUCUUGAUCAAUUCGACCCGGUCUCCGGAGGGCCCUCUCAGCCCAUAUCAGACUCGUCUUGCCUUCUCUCCGGCCUCGAGCCCCCCCUGAGUGUAGAGAAAGGCACAGAGGACGAGUUUGAUCCCAUUCCCGUCCUGGUCUCCAAAAACUCCUCCCAAGAUGUUCAGCAGAAUGUGAACGGCUAUGGGGUGUAUGCAGAGGCUCAGGCACUGCCCCUGAUAGAGCCUCUUGUGGAGGGUGGUGGAGGUGUUGGUGGAGGUGGGGAGGCAGAGGGAGGUACCCUGGAAGAGGAGACUACUACUGUGGUGGACCCCUCUGGCCAUUUCCUGUUCCUUCUGCAGACAGACGACGACGGUGGCGGUGGCGGUGGGGGUGAUAGUAUGCAGCCUCCACAGCACCAGCAUCAACAACAGCAGCAGCAGCAGCCACAGGUAGCCAUGACACAGGAUGCACAGAUGCCGUUUGACGAUGUGUUUACAGGUGCACCGUUCCAUGUAGGUGGUGGUGGUGGUGGCGGCGGCGGUGGUGGCUGCGGGGGGGACGUGUUUAGUAGUGCCCCGUUCCUGCAGCCCCACCUCAAGGCCUCUGGCCACGCCGUCCCUCCCCUGAUGCAGCCCCCGGCGUCCACCACCCACACCCAGCCAGCCCAGCAACAGCCAGACAUCUUCCUCCAGGCUCCCUUUGGCAAGAGGACCCUCUCUGCCCCUGCAUGCGGAACCACCCCCUCCCCCCUCCUCCAGUCCGUCCAGCCCGUCCAGCUGCCAGCCACAGCCACAGCCCAGACCUGCAUGUACCCCCCCGGCACGGGAGCACCUGAGCACCCCACUCCCCACCUGGCUCUCUCGGGCCCCCUCAACCAACCCGUCCAGCUGCCAGCCACAGCCACAGCCCAGACCUGCAUGUACCCCCCCGGCACGGGAGCACCUGAGCACCCCACUCCCCACCUGGCUCUCUCGGGCCCCCUCCACCAACCCGUCCAGCUGCCAGCCACAGCCCAGACCUGCAUCAUGUACCCCCCUGGCACGGGAGCACCUGAGCACCCCACUCCCCACCUAGCUCCCUCGGGUUCUCUAGUGGGCCCCGCUCCCCUCCCUGGUUCUGCUCCCCUCCCUGGUGCCGUGCUUCCCGUCCGUCCGGCCCUGACCGUGGGCAUGGGGCCUCCCCCCGUGCGCCUGCUGCGGUGCGUGGAGGUGCCCCUGCCCCAGCAGCCCGUGGCGGCCCACCGCGUGGUCUCGUCCGUGGGCCAGCAGGCUGCUGUGGGCUCGGUGCCGGUCGGGCCGCUGCACUCCUGGACGACGGUGGGUGUUGGGCGCACGGUGAUGGACCCGUUUACAGCCGCGCCCUUCCACCCCAGGGGUACACAAGGGAAGCCUUAGCAAGCCCGGCUCGGCUCAGACCCUUGUCUGGUCUGGUCUGGUCCAUCUUGGCCUCGCAUCCUACUUUCAAAACAAAAUCACACACAGCAUGUACAAGCACACACCAACACUGUAAUAAUAUGAGCG